Messenger RNA from Cuculus canorus (common cuckoo), 5140 nucleotides. Its product is annotated as G protein-activated inward rectifier potassium channel 1. The record is from RefSeq and is a predicted model, not a curated record. Gene Ontology annotation, molecular function: G-protein activated inward rectifier potassium channel activity. Bases 2773 to 4233 code for a protein of 486 amino acids. The transcript has 3 exons. Gene Ontology annotation, biological process: regulation of monoatomic ion transmembrane transport; potassium ion import across plasma membrane. Gene Ontology annotation, cellular component: plasma membrane. NCBI's taxonomy places the organism in Eukaryota, Metazoa, Chordata, Aves, Cuculiformes, Cuculidae.
GGGAAUGGUUUUCAGAUGAAAGAAGGGAGGUUGAGAUGAGAUCUUAGGAAGAAACGUUUCUCCGUGAGGGUGGGGAGGCACUGGCCCAGGUUGCCCAGAGCAGUGGUGGCUGCCCCAUCCCUGGAGGGGUUCAAGGCCAGGUUGGAUGGGGCUUGGAGCAACCAGAUCCAGGGGGAGGUGUCUCUGCCCAUGGCAGGGGUUUGGAACUGGUUGGGCUUUGAGGUCCCUUCCAACCCAACGCAUUCCAUGAUUCUAUGAUUCUGUUAUCCUAAGGUUCAACUGAAAAAAGAUUAAUAUGAAAGAAAAUGACAUUUUCCUUCUUCCAAGCCAGGGUACAAACAGCAGAGCUUCCAUCUGCAGCUGUCGCUGCCGUGACUGUAAAAGUGUAAGAAAAUCUCUAAAAUUUCUCGAAGUAGAAUGAGAAAGGCAGGCCACUGUGAUUAUUAAAUAGAUUUACGUGUAAAAAUGCAUGCGUGAAUACAGUUUCUUUAGUCAAAUCACAGUUGCACAAGUAAUUGCCAAAUCUGUUCUACUUCUUUACAGUUAAUUCUUUGCUGCAAAUCUUUUUAAGAAUUUACUCAAUGUGAUUUUCCAGAUAUGAUGGCAGCAAUGCACACAGGAUCAGCUGGCUUCUUCAAAUAUAAGUUAAUCAUUAUAACAACAGCUGAUAAAACUUCAGCUGUCUGCUGCAGCUACCAGGAGAAGAAAAAGAAAAAUGAUUCUUGUAUCCUUGGGUCUUUUCUAAUUGAAGCAACUUGCACUUAUUAUUUUAUAAGGGAAAAAGAAAAAGAUAAAGAAAUGACAAAAAGAAGGAAAAUGCCAUGAAUACAAAACCAAUCAAUUUUCAAAAUACAAAUCAAUUUUCAUUUCUGUGCAGUUAUAGGAGAUUUAAACUUAUACUGUGAUGCUGUGAUUGCAUCACUGUGCCGACAUGAUUCUGAAAUACUGAAGACUAUUCUGUUGCUUGACAGUUGGAAGGUUUUCUUUUAAAUAAUACUAUAUUUUGCACAGAUUGUAUGGAUUUAGUAACUGCUGGUUUUGGAAGGAAGAAUUGUGCGGGGAGAUAAGAAACCACUAUUAAAACCCGUCUUGCUAGUGGGGUCCCGUGAUUUGUCAGUCAUGCAGAUUAACUACAAUAAUGGAGAACUUAAAAUUUUGAAGGUGAAUAUGUUGCCCUUUUAAAUACUGCUCUUUCUGCCGAAAACUACCCUUUUAAGCAGAAAGCAAGCAAAUAUUUCCAAGGUGAAAGCAUGCCUUCUCACCUUCUCCACUGCUGUAGUUGUUAUUUUUCAAGACAUAUCAAAGUAUAAUACUUUUCUGGUAAGGGAUGCUUGGGACAAGGAAUUAUUUUUAUAAAGUUUGGUUGACCAGUGAAAUUAAUCUUGAAUUGUUCAGCCCGUCUGAUAUUUGUUUCCAUAUUUGCAGUGAAAAUUAUGUGUAUGAUUUGGGAGGAAAAUAGAGGGAAGAGGUCUGUGAUCCUCUUGAGUUCUGGAAAAUAUGGCUCCUGAAAUACCACAAAGCACCUACUGCAGUUAGGGACAGAUCCUUCUUGGCAAGUAUGAGUGAAGUAAUGUCAAGACUGGUAGUGUGAACAUCUUAAAAAUACUUGCUUAUGCUUUAGCAUUUGGUGAAAAUACUGAAAUUAACCAGACAAAUACUUGAUUCAGUUCCCAGUCUGGAAUUAUAGAUUGGUUUGGGUAGGAAGCCCAUCCAGUUCCAACCCCUUGCCAUGGGCGCAGGGACACCUUCCACUGGUUGCUCAAAGCCUCAUCCAACCUGGCCUUGAACACCUCCACAAUUGCUGGUUAUUACAGACUUAUUUUCUAGAAACUCAAUAACUGCGGACUACAGUUCGGUGAUGACAGUGCUUUGCUGAAAAUUAGGUGUUGAGAAAUGGCUGACCUGAAUGCUAAUACUGUUCUUGCGUAACAGAAAAUUAAAUUCAAAUACUGACUGUUUUUGAGAAACACUAUUAAAAUACUAAGAGAGGAGGGAUGAAGUCAGUAGCAGAAGCCCCACUUUGAGCUUCUACAGACAUUAGUAAUUAACAUUGCUGAUUUCAGAUCUUUUCUCUCCAUCCGUAUGAGACCCGCACUGAGAUAGCUUAAGCUUCUAGGGAACUGUCUUUCAAACACUUCUCUGAUAGUUCAGCGGUAAUUAAUCAUAGAGACAUAGAAUGAUUUGGGUUGGAAAGGACCUUAAAAGUCAUCCAGUUUCAACCUCCCUGCCACAGGCAGGGACUCCUUGCCAUGGACUAACCCUGGUGGACUAGGCCUGGUGUACUUGGAACAUUUAUUUUCUUUCCAGUGUGGGCUGAGAAUUAGCAUCUUCGCAUUCCUUUAUUUAAGAGUUGACCUAUUUCAUGAUUUCUUUUUCAAAUCUCUAGUGCUGCUGGCAGCAGGGCCUUUUGGUGCCGCUUACAUUAUUCUUCUCAUCUCCAGCAGCUGGAACACCGCUACUAGAGUGUUACAGUGAUGUGAUGUUUGUAAAGUCAUCAUUCAACCUUAUUUCUGAGUGUGGAACGAGGCGCUGACGGCAAGUGGCACAGAACCAAAAGCCACCAGCAACCUACUGCCCAACCUGGGAUCAGCACUCAUUGCUCCACUUCCGUUGAGACGCACUGCCUUGACCACUGGACCUGCUCGCCCACUGGUGUGUCUCAUUGCUCAGCCCAUCUUACCCCAUUCCUGGAGGCCAGUGCUGUGCUCAGCGUGGACCUUGCCAUCGGCCACCCCCUCCCUGUGCCCACAGAGGGUCUCGGCAGCCAGCAGCAUGUCUGUCGUGCGCAGGAAGUUUGGGGAUGAGUACCAGGCCGUGGGCCCUGCUCGCAGUGGCACCCGCAGAGAGCGGCAGCGCUUCGUGGACAAGAAUGGGCGCUGCAAUGUGCAACAUGGCAACCUGGGUGGCGAGAGCAGCCGCUACCUCUCUGACCUCUUCACCACUCUGGUGGACCUCAAGUGGCGCUGGAACCUGCUCAUUUUCCUGCUGACCUACACGGUUGCCUGGUUGGUCAUGGCCUCAAUGUGGUGGGGCAUUGCCUACCUGCGAGGUGACCUGUACCGGCCGCAUGAUGAUGCCUACAGCCCGUGCGUGGCCAAUGUGUACAACUUUCCCUCUGCCUUCCUCUUUUUCAUAGAGACUGAGGCCACUAUUGGCUAUGGGCACCGCUACAUUACUGAGCGCUGCCCUGAGGGCAUCGUGCUCUUCCUCUUCCAGUCACUACUGGGCUCCAUCGUCGAUGCGUUCCUCAUCGGCUGCAUGUUCAUCAAGAUGUCCCAGCCCAAAAAGCGAGCCGAGACCCUCAUGUUCAGCCGUGCUGCAGUUAUCUCACAGCGGGAUGGCAAGCUCUGCCUCAUGUUCCGUGUUGGCAACCUCCGCAACAGCCACAUGGUGUCUGCCCAGAUCCGCUGCAAGCUGAUCAAGUCCCGACAGACACCGGAGGGAGAGUUUCUGCCGCUAGACCAGUGUGAACUGGAUGUUGGAUUUGGAACUGGAGCUGACCAACUGUUUUUAGUUUCUCCGUUAACCAUCUGUCAUGAAAUUAACUCAAAGAGCCCUUUUUUUUGCCUCUCACAAAGAUCAUUAAGAAGCGAGCAAUUUGAAAUAGUUGUCAUCCUUGAAGGAAUCGUUGAGACUACCGGAAUGACAUGUCAAGCUAGGACCUCAUAUACAGAAGAUGAAGUUCUGUGGGGUCACAGAUUCCUUCCUGUAAUGUCCCUAGAAGAUGGCUUUUUCCGUGUCGAUUACUCCCAGUUUCAUGCUACGUUUGAAGUCCCCACUCCUCCUUAUAGUGUUAAAGAGCAAGAAGAAAACCUGUCCUUAGCAUCUCCUUUGAUUAGUCCUGACGAUAAAAACAAAACCAGAAGGGAACAGGUUUGUUCAUUUGACUGUAUUGAUAUUACAGGAGAGAAAAACAAGCUCCCUGUUAAACUUCAGAAGAUUAGCUCGAGAAAGGAAGACCUUCCAACAAAAGCCUUGAAGAUGAGUUCCAUUAACACAGGGAAGACUUGCAGUACUGGAGACCUCUUGAAAAUUCAAGAGAUAAGUCCCAUCUCUGAUGGUGAUGACAAGAUACAGCUGAACGCCUUAAAAAUAAAUGUUAAGGCAUUGACUCAGUCUACCAGCAAUCUCGAGCUACAGAAGAACCCUCCAAGUAUGCGCACUCUAGAGAUGAGAUUGGAAGAUAAUUUGCCUGCCAAACUGCGAAAAAUGAACUCCGGUCACCUCUGUUAAGAGCAGAAGCGACAGGAGUUAUUGCUGAUAAACUAUUUUCGAGACUGCUGACCUGAAAGAGUUGUCUUACAGUAAAGUUAUCAUUUGGUUUUGCCACUUUUCAGGAAGAACGAUCCUUCUUGUAUAAUUGUUCUGUACCAAUCCAGUGUAGGUAGCAUAAUAGGACUUUGUCGUGCCAAAGAGAUGUCUGUCCUAAUGAUGUUUAUUGGCGUGCUCGUUGCAAGUUCUACGUUGUCUUCCAUAUAUACAAAUGCUUUUUCACAAAGCAAAGACCAGAUCCUUAGUUGCAGAGUGAAAUGUUCAGAGACAACCUCAAUGAUUCUGUGAUUCUGUUUUGCUAUCCAUCUCAAUCUGUGAAAGAGGGUUGGGUUUUUUUCUGGUUGUUAGUGAGAAAGCAUAAUCAGAACUUGCUGUUUUGUAAAAUGUGAUGUUCGGUAGCUCAGCACCCAGGGUGCUUAUCACUAGGAGAGCACUUCCCAACAAAAGAGUCAGAUUCUACUCUUGUUACGUGGACAGAAUCCAUUCAAAUUCAAAAGGAGUUGCUGUGGCUGGAUCUAAUUGGCGUCGCAUGCCUUCAUGACUAAAACAGAGAGGUAGACUGGUAUAUCCAAGCCAGGGAUGCCUUGGCUUGCAUAAAUCGCUAUUUCUUGCUUUUGAUCUUUCUCCUGCCUACGGUGUGAAACUGGAAAAUGAUAUUUUGCACAGGGCUAGAAUUUGUUUGGUGUUGUUGUUUGUUCUCAAUGUGAAUUUCAACAUGAUCUCUGUGCUGAAAUCUGUAUUUUCAUUUAUUAAAUGUAUUAAUAUGGGAUAUUUAGAUGACAGCGUGAAGUCUUGAUGGAUGAUGACUCUCCUCUUCAGAGCAGCCACUAUUAGUAUAAAAUAAAAUCACAUCCACCUUGAGUUUUGA